Messenger RNA from Penicillium odoratum, 1818 nucleotides. RefSeq lists its product as uncharacterized. Bases 1 to 1818 code for a protein of 605 amino acids. The transcript has a single exon. NCBI's taxonomy places the organism in Eukaryota, Fungi, Ascomycota, Eurotiomycetes, Eurotiales, Aspergillaceae. Gene Ontology annotation, biological process: transmembrane transport. Gene Ontology annotation, molecular function: transmembrane transporter activity. Gene Ontology annotation, cellular component: membrane. The record is from RefSeq and is a predicted model, not a curated record.
AUGACACCGGUGGAUGCGGGUGGAGACCCCAAAACGGGCGUCUACACUCAAUACGACGACCUGGGAUCAACAGCUGCAAACACAAGAGCCAAUUCGACAUUCUCACUAUCAUCAAUGGAUUCUACCAGAAGGAAUUCUGAAGAAAAUCCCUGUGAUAAUUCUAAAGAUGUCGGCGUCGAUGUCGUCGAGCUACACGCCGUCUCUACCCGACCCCGUGGGAACUCGCAUAUGGGCGAGGCACUUGAGAAUCUCUCACGAACAAUGUCAAACAUGCCAGAGGACCAAGGGAAUCUUGACCUUGCUGCCGUACAGUCCCGUCGCUCAAAGCACAUGCCUGAUCUCGAAGAGGUCGAAUCUCCCCUGGCGAAGUAUCAGGGCGUUCCCCCCGAACUAGGCAGUCUUACUUCCGAGCUUGUUUUCGUGUUCGUCUGCUCUGCCGGACUGAUGUUCUUCGCUUUCCUACUUGGUGAUAUCACCGUGAACCAAAUCGAGCUUCGGCGGGCAUUAGGCAUCACCAAUAGUGAGCUUCCAUGGCUCCUAGGUGCCUAUACACUUCCACUCAGUCUUUCGGUUGUGAUAGCCGGCUCAUUGAGUGACCUCACACCACCGCGAAUGAUCAUGGUUGGAGCGUUCGCCUGGUUAACAAUCUGGAAUAUCGUUGGCGUCUGGUCCGUCACUCCCGAGAAGGUGAUUCUCUUCUACAUCGUUCGAGCGAUGCAAGGCCUCGCAAUCGGAGUCCUAGUCUCAGGCUCAAUGAGCAUCCUUGGUCGAAUCUAUAAACCCGGCUUACGGAAGAAUAAAGUAUUCUCCGCAAUGUCCGCCACCUCGCCUUUUGGGUUCUGGCUAGGGGGUAUUCAAGGCGGAGCGUUCAAAUCAUGCCUGUAUUGGAUUUUCGGAUCAAAUGCCAUCAUCUCGGGGAUGUGUCUGGUGGCUGCUUAUAUGGUCAUCCCGCCUUUGCGUCCUAUGGCUGAUAUUGUCGGCACGGAAGCGCCUUCGAUUCGUCAGUUUGAUUUUCUUGGCGCCGGAUUUGCUGUUACGGGUUGUGUUUGUCUCCUCUUUGGACUUACACAAGGUGCUGUUGUGGAGUGGUCCCCAUACACAUAUGCAUUGGUAAUCGUGGGCAUCUUAUUAUUAAUCAGCUUCUUCUUCGUCGAACGCUGGGUUGAGCGCCCUUUAAUUCCUAAUCGACUUUGGGAGACGAAAGGUUUCACUCCGCUGAUGAUCGCCUAUUUCCUGGGGUAUGGAGCUUUCUCUGGCUGCUGGCAAUUCUACGCCAUCCAAUUCUGGCUUCGGAUCCAGCAGCAUAAUCCCCUUACCUGUGCGCUGUACCUCCUUCCGAAUGCCAUUUUCGGAGUACUCGCUACGUGGCUGGUGAGCAAGACUCUGCAUGUCAUUCCGGGUCACUAUAUCUAUUUCGUGGCUAUGCUCGCCUUUGGGCUUGGACCGGCUUUCUUUCUUCCCCAAACUGCUGGAACGAGUUACUGGCCACUUUCGUUUCCGGGAAUUGCUCUCGUCACGUUUGGGCCUGAUCUGUCGUUUGCGGCGGCGUCUAUCUAUAUCACGAGUAAUGUUCAGAGAUCCUAUCAAGGGAGUGCUGGGAGUUUGCUGGUCACGAUGCAGAAUUUGAGUACGGCUGUCAUGACAGCUGUUGGGGAUGCUAUUGGGAACAAGGUGCAGCAGGAUGCAUCUGGUAGCAUCGGUUUAGAGGGACUGCGAGCGAUUUGGUGGUUUGCUUUGGCAGCUGAGGUUGUUGCUGCUCUUAUUACGCUGAUCUGGGUAAGAAUUCCCAAGGAAGAAGAGAAAGAGCAUGUUACUUAG